GAAACCGACUCCAAGCCUUUUUUCUGUGUUUCUGUGCUAUUGUGUAUUAAAGACUGCGACUUUUUUAUUCAAUAAGAAUGGUGUUGUGCUCGGCUUUUGAUUGCAAAAAUCGCAGUGAGAAUAAAGUGCCAGGAAUAACCUUUCACAGGUUUCGUCUUAAAGAUCCAACAAGAAAUGUUAUCUGGCUGAAGAAUAUGCAUCUAGCUGACUGGUUUCCCACAAAAAAUAGUAGGAUCUGUUCAAAGCAUUUUGAAAUCCAUGCUUUUUACAAAGUUGGAAACAGAACCUCUCUUUUGGAUGAUGCAGUCCCUACAAUCUUUGAAGAACUUCUAAAACACCUACAGACUAAGACCACAUCCAAGAUCUAG
Molecule: messenger RNA, 368 nt
Organism: Acanthoscelides obtectus
Lineage: Eukaryota; Metazoa; Arthropoda; Insecta; Coleoptera; Chrysomelidae
Source: the annotation of a GenBank genome assembly